Molecule: messenger RNA, 3615 nt
Organism: Sesamum indicum (sesame)
Lineage: Eukaryota; Viridiplantae; Streptophyta; Magnoliopsida; Lamiales; Pedaliaceae
Biological process (GO): L-arabinose metabolic process
Molecular function (GO): alpha-L-arabinofuranosidase activity
Source: RefSeq, a predicted model, not a curated record
GAGAUAAGCAACCAAACAACCCCGACGUUAUUCUGCUACCGCCCCUCCCGCAACAUCCAUGCACCCUCGUUUUCUGCCAUUUGAUAAACCCCAAGAUUGUAUCAUCCGUUCAAGGAUAUUCCCUGAUCAUAUCAUCUCAAUUUUGUAAAUAUACGCGCGUGAAAUGAUCAUUUAUUGGUUGAGACCAAUGCUCCAUGUUGCAACAUGGAGAUAUAAGAGAGACUCAGUCUUAGUUUAGUACUCUUGGGAAGAAAGUGACUCCAUCUGAAAAAAUUAUUACCACGUUAGAUUUGAUCGAAUCAAAUCAUUUUACAGAUAAUUUUUCUUAAAUUGUAUACAAAUAACUCAGAAAGUUCUCCACUUGAGUCAAUAUAUGUCUGCUUGUUUAUAUUCAUAUUUGCAAUCUUCCAAUAAAUGUUGUAGUGUAGGUGUGUGAAAAUCUCGUUUCAGACCAAAGAGAUCAGUCAUCAAGACAUUCUUAACUUAAACUCCAGUUCUUGUUUGUCCACAGUCACUGUUGAUUGCUACAUGUACUUGAAUCCGAGGUGGUUUUCUGUGUGUUUUCACAGUUGUAUAAAGGGUUUAUUUUAUUGUUGGGUAAAAUUUUGAUUUCAGUGCUUAUCUGAAUUUUUGGUGUUUUUCACUUAGUGAAAAAGUUACCUUUUUUUCUCGGACAGCAACAAGAAACCAUUCUUUGCUUUCACGAGACUAAAUGGCUUUUUUCCAGCCGCAGUUGUCCUGUUCUUGAUUGAUUGAGACUGCUUUAAAUGAGUGGGGUUGGUUAGCCCUUCCAUCCUAUCCUGUGGUUUCAGACAUUUUAUACAAGAAUUUUUGAGAUCCCAUGUUGCGCAAAAGGGCCUGUGACUUGAACUGAUUAGUUUCUUUUUUUUCUUGAUCUUUUCAGGUCAUUACAUCUGAUGAAAAAAAUGAAUUCUUUACUGCUGUUCAAUGUCCUCAUUGUUUUGUCUCAGUUGUGUGGUUUUGUUUUGUGUAAGGAGUGUACCAACAUUCCAACUCCAUUGACAUCACAUACUUUCAGAUAUGAAUUAAUGACAUCCCAUAAUGAGACAUGGAAAAAGGAGGUGUUUGCUCAUUACCAUUUGACUCCUACGGAUGAUUCCGCCUGGCAAACUUUAUUCCCAAGAAAGAUGUUAAGGGAGGAAGAGGAACCCCAUUGGGCUGCUAUGUAUAGGAAAAUCAAGAAUUCUGGUGGGGCUAAAGGGAUUGGAGGGCUGCUGAAUGAAGUUGCAUUGAACGACGUGAGGCUUGAUCCUAGUUCGUUGCACGGACAGGCUCAGCAGACUAAUUUGGAGUAUUUGUUGAUGUUGGAUGUGGAUAGAUUGGUGUGGAGUUUUAGGAAGACGGCGGGUUUGGAGACUCCUGGACAGCCGUAUGGCGGCUGGGAGUCUCCAAAUAUCGAGCUCCGUGGUCAUUUUGUAGGUCACUAUAUGAGUGCCUCGGCACAAAUGUGGGCUAGCACUCACAAUGACAGCCUCAAAGAGAAAAUGAAUGCUGUGGUUUCCGUUCUAUCGGCUUGUCAGGAGAAAAUCGGGACAGGGUAUCUUUCGGCUUUCCCCUCGGAAUUGUUUGACCGUUUUGAAGCAAUAAAGCCCGUUUGGGCGCCAUACUACACGAUUCACAAGAUAUUGGCAGGCCUUUUGGAUCAGUAUACUCUGGCUGGCAAUGAUCAAGCUCUGAAAAUGACAACAUGGAUGGUUGAUUACUUCUAUAAUCGAGUACAGAAUGUGAUAUCAAAGUACACACUUGCAAGGCACUGGACAUCGUUAAAUGAGGAAACUGGAGGCAUGAACGAUGUUCUUUACAGAUUAUACAGCAUAACGGGUGAUCAGAAACACUUGAUAUUAGCUCACCUGUUUGAUAAACCGUGCUUUCUAGGAUUGCUAGCUGUUAAGGCUGAUGAUAUAUCCGAAUUUCAUGCAAAUACUCACAUUCCAGUGGUUAUUGGAUCUCAAAUGCGGUAUGAACUUACCGGUGAUCCCCUGUAUAAGGAAAUAGGAACAUUCUUCAUGGACACUGUUAACUCUUCUCAUAGCUAUGCCACCGGAGGAACAUCGGUUGGGGAGUUCUGGUCUGAUCCAAAGCGUUUGGCUGACACUCUACAGACUGAGAAUGAAGAAUCAUGCACCACUUAUAACAUGCUCAAGGUUUCGCGGCACCUGUUCAGGUGGACCAAGGAAAUGGCAUACGCAGAUUAUUACGAGCGAGCUCUAACAAACGGUGUAUUGAGCAUCCAGCGAGGAAAGGAUCCUGGAAUAAUGAUCUACAUGCUUCCAUUAGCCCGAGGUGCUUCUAAGGCCAAAAGCUACCAUGGAUGGGGAACGAAAUACGAUUCUUUCUGGUGCUGCUAUGGGACAGGAAUUGAAUCGUUUUCAAAACUGGGAGAUUCGAUAUACUUUGAAGAGGGAGGAAAGCCUCCAACUCUUUACAUAAUCCAGUACAUAAGUAGCUCUCUGAAUUGGAGAUCAGGAAAUAUUGACCUGAUCCAGGAUGUAGAGCAAGUUGUUUCAUGGGAUCCACGCCUUCGAGUUUCAUUCACAUUUACAUCAAACGAGCACGCGGCAGGUGGGGUAGCAUCAACCUUGAACUUCAGAAUACCUCUUUGGACAUAUUCUGAUGGUGCAAAGGCAUCGUUAAACGGCCAGGAUAUGCCCUUAGUAACUCCAGGCAAUUUUUUACCGGUCACUAGAUCUUGGAGCGCUGGCGACAAAAUUACUUUUGAACUGCCUAUAAGUUUUAGAACCGAGGCUAUUAAAGAUGAUCGGCCAGAAUAUGGUUCUAUUCAGGCAAUAUUCUACGGCCCCUACCUUCUUGCCGGUCUUUCCAGUGGCGACUGGGACAUAAAUGCAAAGUCAGCUACUUCAUUUUCAGACUGGAUCACUCCAGUUCCAGCUGAAUACAAUUCUCAUUUGAUAUCUCUGUCCCAAGAAUCCGGGGAAUCAGCAUUUGCCGUCACAAACUCCGACAACUCACUGACAUUGGAAAAUAUUCCUCAACCAGGAACCGACUCUGCUGUCAGCUCAUCGUUUAGGCUGAUCUUGAAAGAGCCUGGACGGGGAAACUUUUCAGGGCCGGGAGACGCCAUUGGGAAAUUAGUCAUGCUGGAAUCAUUCAACUUGCCAGGCAUGUUCAUUGUGCAUUAUGGAGAUGGGAAGAAUCUUGGAGUGGCUGGUUCCUCAGACGCUGGUGGUUCCGUUUUCCGCAUGGUUGCUGGACUGGACGGCAAAAAUACGACUGUGUCGUUGGAGUCUGCAGACAAGAACGGUUGCUUCUUUUACAGCGAUGCGGGCUACAAAAACGGGACGAGCAUCAAACUUAGCUGCAAUUCAGGAUCAUCAUCAGAUGAAGGAUUCAAACAGGCUGCAAGUUUCACAUUGAGAAAAGGAUUUAGUGAGUAUCAUCCCAUCAGCUUUGUUGCAAAGGGUGUACAGAGGAACUUUCUACUGUCUCCGUUGCUUAGCCUAAGGGAUGAGUCUUACACUGUCUACUUCAAUAUUCAUUCUUAGUACUGAUUCAGCAGUGAGAUUGCAAUGGAAUUUCAUAUAAUAAAAAAAUAUUUAAAAAAGAAUGGUAAGUAGAACAAUUUUCUUGAUUGUA